Molecule: messenger RNA, 1947 nt
Organism: Panicum virgatum (switchgrass)
Lineage: Eukaryota; Viridiplantae; Streptophyta; Magnoliopsida; Poales; Poaceae
Product: anthocyanidin 5,3-O-glucosyltransferase-like
Exons: 1
Coding region: 374-1792 (472 amino acids)
Molecular function (GO): UDP-glycosyltransferase activity
Source: RefSeq, a predicted model, not a curated record
CAGCAGGUACCAGCCAUUUCCACGUCUCUGUGUGUGACUGAUGUUCACGGGGCGCUGCCGCCGAGCAACGCCGCGGCCUCGGCAACCAUACACGGCUCUCUCGUCCAUGACUUCACCCUAGAGCUAGAGGCCACUAGUUCAUCACUACCCAGCCAAUGAGCCAAGCAUCGCCACCCAGACUUGACUCCCAAUGGAUGCACAGCUUGGAUCGGUUUUAUAGGCCAUGGUCUGCGUCGUCGUGUCGAUUCUAGAACCAAAUAGCUAGACGCCAUAACAUUUUCGAUCCAGAGCUAGCUCUCGACUUGUCGAGCUCGUACGCCCGAGUACCGGCACCAAGGGGGCUCUGAAUUCUGACCGAGCCGUACGUCGAGAGAUGGUGAAGAGGAGCGUGGUUCUGUACCCGGGCCUCGGCGUCGGCCACCUGACGCCGAUGGUCGAGCUGGCCAAGGCGUUCCUCCACCACGGCGCCGCCGUCACCGUCGCGCUCGUCGAGCCGCCCACCAAGUCCCCCGACUUCUCCGCGGCGGUCGCCCGCGCCGCGGCCUCCAACCCGUCCGUCACCUUCCACGUCCUGCCGCCGCCGCCGCCUGCCCCGGCUGGCCCUUCCGGCUCCGGCGGCGGCACGUCACCAGCGCACCACGUCGUCGUCAUGCUCUACCACCUCAAGGCCAUGGUCGCGCCGCUCCGCGACUUCCUCCGCUCGCUGCCCGCCGUCGACGCGCUCGUCCUCGACAUGUUCUGCGGCGACGCCCUCGACGUCGCCGCCGAGCUCAAGCUGCCCGUCUUCUACUUCUACGCCUCGGGCGCCGGCGACCUGGCCGUCUUCCUCAACGUGGGUCGCACGUCCACGAGCACGGCUUUCGCGGAGCUCGGCGACUCCCUCGUCUCGUUCCCCGGCGCGCCUCCGUUCAAAGCUUCGGAUUUGCCCAAAGAGUUCUCGGAGGGCAGCCCUGGAGCGAAGCCCAUCCUCGGCGCGCUCCACCGGCUGCCGGAGGCCGACGGGAUCCUCGUCAACACCUUCGAGUCGCUGGAGGCGCGGGCGGUGCGCGCUCUGAGGGAGGGUCUGUGUGUUCCCGACCGUUCCACGCCGCCGGUCUACUGCAUUGGGCCGUUGGUGUCGGGAAGCGGAGAGAAGGAGCACGAGUGCCUCCGGUGGCUGGACAAGCAGCCAGAGAGCAGCGUCGUGUUCCUCUCCUUCGGGAGCUUGGGCACGUUCCCCAAGAAGCAGCUCGAGGAGAUCGCCAUUGGAUUGGAGAAGUCAGGGCAGAGGUUUCUAUGGGUGGUGCGGAGCCCGCGAGACCUCGAGGACAUGUCAAGCCAGCCACUCCCGGAGCCGGACCUCGACGCCCUUCUUCCGGAGGGAUUCUUGGGGAGGACCAAGGACACUGGGCUCGUGCUCAAGUCUUGGGCGCCACAGGGGGAUGUGCUACGUCACAGAGCCACCGGUGCGUUCGUUACACACUGCGGAUGGAACUCGACACUGGAAGGCAUCACAGCGGGGCUGCCCUUGCUGUGCUGGCCGUUGUAUGCAGAGCAAAGAAUGAACAAGGUGUUCAUCGUGGAGGUGAUGAAGCUUGGGGUGGAGAUGAAGGGCUACGACGAGGAGUUGGUGAAGGCGGAGGAGGUGGAGACGAAGGUCAGGUGGGUGAUGGAGUCUCAAGGUGGGCAAGCGCUCAGAGAUAGGGUGGCAGAGGUGAAAGGUAGAGCGAUCGAAGCAAUCGAAGAAGAGGGCUCAUCUCAUGCUGCUUUUGUUGAAUUCUUGAAGGAUCUCGAUACCAUGAACUUGCCUUAGCAUUAGCACACAACGCACUUAAUUAUUCAAAGGUUUCGAGUCCCACGUACGUAGGCAUCGUUAAUAAUUCUUGCUUUUGAGUACUCAAGUGGUCAACAUGACUGUGCAUUUUCUACUCAUGUUGAUAUUAAAUAUAUUUUGAGCUUCUUUAUGUG